AUGGAGAUCACGGAGGGUUCUGCCAGCGAAAGUGAGUCGUCGGACACUACCGCCGAGAAGCGGCGACGUUCCACCCGGAAGUUUCUGUACCUGGGUGUGGGUGUGGCCCUGCUGCUGGCCAUCAUACUGGUGCUGGUUCUUUUGCUCAAUUCGCCAGGCGCCUCCAAUGCGAAGUGCCGCGGGUUUCGGCAGUGCCCAGACUAUCCUUUGCCAUACGCCUUCGGGACCUGGCCAAAGACGUACAGCUAUGCCGGGAGCUUUCCAGAGGGCUUUGUGUGGGGUGUGGGCACUGCGGCCUAUCAAGUCGAAGGUGCAUACAAUGAGGAUGGCAGGGGUGCGUCGAUCUGGGACACUUUCACAGGGGCAAACACGCUGGGCAUGCCAGGGGCGAACUGCUCAUAUUGCUGCCAAUCUGCACCGUGCACGCCCAACAAGAACAUGGUAGGCAAAGGGGCGACAGGCAAUGUUGCUACGAACAGCUACCACAUGUUCCGGACAGACAUCGCCUUGAUGAAGUCCAUGGGUUUGAAGCAUUAUCGCUUUAGCAUUUCGUGGCCCCGAAUCUUCCCUACCGGCAGUGCCACAGGGGAGCCAAACCCUGAGGCUGUGAAAUGGUACGACACUUUCAUCGAUGAACUGCUAGCCGCAGGGAUGGAGCCCUACGUGACCCUUUAUCACUGGGACCUACCGCAAGCACUGCUGAGCCCGCCAGAACUCGGUGCAUGGUGGGCGCGAGACAAGGAUGGCAAGCCAGUGGGCCAGAUCCUCCCCAACUGGAAGCACUACGUGGACACCUGCUUCCGACUCUUUGGGGACCGGGUCAAAGUUUGGGUGACCUUCAAUGAGGCCUGGAGUUGUACCAAGCUGGCCAGUGGCAGUGGAAAAGCUCCAGGCAUUCCGCCCUUCAUGAAUCCAGCCGUGGAUCCAUACAUAGCUGGGCACAACAUUCUGAAUGCACAUGCGGCUGCAGUUGACAUCUAUCGGCGAAAGUAUCAGACAUCGCAGAAGGGGAGAAUAGGCAUCACGAACAACCAAGACUGGAGAGAGCCAAAGACAGAUAGCGUGGAAGACGUUGCAGCCGCCGAGCGGGCAGUUCUCUUCCAGCUGGGCUGGUUCUCGGAACCCAUCUUUGGGGCUGGUGAUUAUCCCCAAGAGAUGAAGGACAUCUUUGCAGCCCUUGGAACCGCCCUGCCCGAGUUCAGUGAAGCUGAGAAGGCACUUCUCAAAGGUAGCGCGGACUUCUUUGGGCUGAACCACUACGGUACUGGCUGGUUCGCUGCCACCAAAGAACCGGGCUGGGACAUGACCUACGGCACUUCAAGCGAGGAAGGCUUCGUGCAAGGCCAGUCGACGUGGCUCUAUGGGGCCGGCUGGGGUCUUCGCAAGCUACUGAACUGGGUGAAGAGACGCUACAACAACCCCGAGAUCUACGUCACAGAGAGCGGCUGGUCAGUGGCUGCACAGACGGCGGAAGAGGCUGCCAAUGACACACAGCGAGUCAUGUACUUUGCGAACUAUACAUCCGAGGUUCUAUCUGCCAUCCUUGAAGACGGCGUCGACGUUCGAGGCUACUUUGCCUGGUCCUUGCUGGAUAACUUCGAAUGGGAGAUGGGGUAUCCGAUUCGUUUUGGCACCACCUUCGUCGACUACGACCUGGGGCUGGAUCCCAACGCGCCUUUGCCGAACUCGCAAGUUCCGACUCCGGGCUUCCAGCUGCGGCGCCGCAAGGACUCCAGCUGCUUCUUGGAGCAGGUGUGGCGCAGCAACGUGAUGACGGCCCCGAGCGGGGCUUCCUGCGUGAAGCCUUUGGUCUUCCAGGGCCGCUACCGAGACACGACACAGCCCGGCUGCAAGCGCGUGCUCGACGUCUACAAGCCGCCCACUUCUGGCAGCAUCUCUGGGACUCGGCCAGGUCCAGGCAGGACGGCGUGCAACAAUGUCACCGACAUCCCAUAUGGCCCAGCCAUGGUGACAAUAAGUGGCAGCACUGUGGUUUGCACGGACUGCCGGACACAAUCGUCACAGGGCUUUUGGUCUGCUGGCAGUCUCGGAAUCGAAUGGGACGAUGGUGCCCUCUGGGUCAAGGAUCUCUGA
Symbiodinium natans is the source of this 2094-nucleotide messenger RNA. NCBI's taxonomy places the organism in Eukaryota, Dinophyceae, Suessiales, Symbiodiniaceae. The record is from the annotation of a GenBank genome assembly.